Molecule: messenger RNA, 1668 nt
Organism: Sphaeroforma arctica JP610
Lineage: Eukaryota; Ichthyosporea; Ichthyophonida
Exons: 11
Coding region: 71-1558 (495 amino acids)
Molecular function (GO): oxidoreductase activity, acting on the aldehyde or oxo group of donors, NAD or NADP as acceptor
Source: RefSeq, a predicted model, not a curated record
GGUUGCCUGUUAGGCACUCUUCAGCACGGACGCUUCGGAACGGAUCCUAUUAGACAACGGAAAUUUCACAAUGACUACGGCAACUAAAUGCAGUUCAGAUUCCGUUUUAACGGAUGGUGAUGUUCGGAACUACAUAAACGGCAACUUUGUAUCUACUGCCGACACCAUAGACGAUUUCGGUCCAGCCACCGGAACGGUUAUUGCACGUAUACCACGAUCCCAACAGGCGGACGUUGACAAUGCCGUUGCUGCGGCUAAAAGCGCGUAUCCUGAGUGGAAAGCAACGCCCGUGGCUGUGCGUGCAGAGUACCUGCACAAAAUCUGUGCUGCGAUCCAGAAAGAGGCAGCUCAUCUGGCCGAGUUGGAGACGCUUGACUGUGGUAAACCAAUCAGUUUAACAUCGCAAGUUGAGAUUCCCAGAGCGGCACUUAAUUUCAAGUUUUUUGCUGAGUUUGCUACCGGGGAUGAGACUCAGAGCCAUGAAAUGGCGGAUGCCGUGAACAUCACCCAAAGGGCGCCUGUGGGAGUAGCAGCGCUCAUCACCCCCUGGAAUCUUCCCUUGUACCUUCUCACUUGGAAAGUAGCUCCUGCCCUGCUAUGUGGUAACACGAUCGUUGCCAAACCCAGCGAGCUGACGCCUCUCACCGCCAACGCUCUGGCGCAGAUAAUCCAUUCCGUCGGACUGCCUGCAGGCGUGUUCAAUCUCGUCCACGGCUAUGGUGCGGAGUGUGGUGGCCCGCUAGUUGGACACGAGGAUGUGUCGCUUGUCUCCUUUACAGGCGGAACAGCGACCGGCAAAUUGGUAGCGGCAACAGCUGCGCCUCAAUUCAAAAAGUUAAGUCUGGAACUCGGCGGAAAGAACGCAGCCAUCAUCUUCAAGGACUGUGAGAACGACGACUGGGACAACAUGAUCGCUACUACAGUACGCAGCUCCUUCCUUAACAGCGGCCAGGUGUGCCUGUGCUGCAGCCGUAUCCUAGUAGAGGAGAGUGUAUACGACCGCUUCGUCACAGACUUUGUGAAAGGGGUCGAAGCACUGCGUAUCGGUAGGCCUCUGGAUAAGGAUACUACCACGGGUGCUCUGAGCUCACGCGCACAUGUGGAGAAAGUACGGAGUUACAUACAACUCGCUAAGGAAGAGGGUGGAGUAAUUCUUACAGGUGGGGUGAUUCCUGACCUGAAGGAGGAGUUUGCGGAAGGGUUCUGGUUGAAACCCACCGUUAUCGCAGGCCUAGACCCCCGCACCAGCCGAGUGGCGACAGAGGAGAUAUUCGGUCCUGUUGUGACUAUUCACACAUUCAAAGACGCAGCUGACGCGGUAGAUAUACACAACUCUGUGAAAUACGGACUCGCAGGGACAUUGUGGACAUCUAAUCUCAAGCAGGCGCAUGCUGUGAGUAGGCAGAUGCACACUGGAAUGGUCUGGGUGAACACCUGGUUGCAUAGGGAUUUACGAGUACCAUUCGGAGGCGUAAUGGCAAGUGGUGUAGGCCGAGAAGGCGGAAAGCAUUCGUUGGAAUUCUUCAGUGAACUUAAAAAUAUCUGCUUCAAAUACUAACCCCCGUUUGCAGUAAUAGGAGGUUCGAUCAAAUAAACUAGCAGGCUACAUAUCUCGAAAUAAACGACCCUCAAUCCGAUAUUUCCAAAAUCAAUAAAUCAGUGCCUGUG